AUGUCAUCACCACAAGCAACAGAGGGGCCAGAGGUUUCUCUAUGUGAUGUUGUUUCAGAAAGUGAAAGUGCUGCCAAACCACACAAACAAGACAUGAGGAGGAGGAGGGAGACACGGCCGAGCCCAUUCAAAGUGCCAGAUGAUAACAGCAUUUUUCUACUGAGUGCAAAUGAAAAGGAGGAACAGAAAGAGGAGAUGCGUAAAUUCCUGGCUCUGCCAAUUGAUAAGAAGACAACCCACGCUGUGCGAAUGAUGGCCAAGAUUAAGAAAGAGCUGGUGGGUGACCUGGAGGAGGAGGAGGAGGAGGAGAGGGAGAAGAUGAAGAAUCUAAAACAAAUAAAGGCUAAACCAAAUGUCCCUAAGCAAACACCAGGCAGACAUGAGCUGAAGAUUGCCAUGAUGAAACGAGAAAACAUAUCGAAAGACAGUAAACACGACUUGAUCUUCAUGGAACGACAGAAAGCAGUGUUGGAGUUAUCUCUGAUGACCAAGAGGAAUGAGAUUUUGAAGAUGGACAAGGCCACAGCGAAGGAGGAGAGGCAGCUGAAACAGCUUGAAAGGAUCAUUGAGAGAGACAACCUCAGCUUCGAAGAGUUCCUCCGGGAGAACGAGAAGAAGUCUGUGGAGGCCAGAACCUUUUUUGAACGAGAGGCCAAGUCCAAACAGGAGAAGAACACAGAGAUCAAGAAACUGACUGCUGAAGUGGGGACCAUAAAAAGUGAACUCGCCAAGUUUGAUGAAAUCCUGGUGGACUACAAGAGGUACAAGGAGCUGCUGUUCAAACUGUCUCCUGCAGAGUGGCAGGAGGCCCAGAGAGAGAAGGCUGUGAAAACUAAAGUCCUGUCUGACGAAGACUCCCGGGACAAACAGGAGCUGGAGGAGUCUGCAACUAGGAACGGUUUGGAGGGCAACGUGUCAAGUUCAGGUAGAGAGCAGCCUUCUGUCAGAGAGACGAGGUUGUCCUCAGCCCACAGCGACUCACUAAUCCCAAAUUCUGAUCAGGAUGGUGACGGCUCAGAGUUUGAGGAUGAGCCAGAGCUCUACUUCUCUGAUCCCCAACAGCUCUUAGAUCUGGUGACCGAGCUGACGGAGCAGAACUUGUCCCUGAUCCAGAACUCGACAAGGGUGGAGAAGAUGGUGGUGGUGCUCCGACAGUCCAUGGACACAGCCAGGGACAAGAUUGAAAAGGAUGAAGAGCAGCUAACGCUACAGAUAAGUGACAUCAACCAGAGAAUCAGCAAGGAGAAGGCGAGAGGCAACAGGCUCAAACAGAAAGUUCAGCUUCAUGUCUCGUUGAACACUGAGGACCAAGAUGUGAUGCUGGAUGCUCUUGGCGAGAAGGUGGCGGAGGUGCACCGCAGCUGUGUGGACGACAGGAUGACCAACCUCAGCACCUUGGAGAAGCUGGCCACUAUUGAGAACCAUCUGUCUUUACUGCUGCAGAGCCUGGAGAGCAUCCCUGAAGAAAGCUUGGAUAUGAUGAAGAAGAUAAAGGACAGUGAGAGGAGGACCAGGGAGCGUGAAGAAAAACUGAUAGAGCAGAAAGAGAAGCAGAAAGAAAGGAUGAGGAGGUAUAUGGAGCGAUCCCUGGCUGACUCUAAGAAAAUAAGUGGGAGAAAGCUCAUGCCUAGAUGUUUGCCUGUUACCCAGAAAGUCAAAGUCAGCAACGUGGAUAACAGCCACGCUGAGGAUGAGCUCCAUGCCUACCUCUUCACUGCUGAGGACUGA
Messenger RNA from Limanda limanda (common dab), 1728 nucleotides. It is a transcript of the gene cfap100, whose product is annotated as cilia and flagella associated protein 100. The record is from RefSeq and is a predicted model, not a curated record. The coding region runs from base 1 to 1728 and encodes 575 amino acids. The transcript has 15 exons. NCBI's taxonomy places the organism in Eukaryota, Metazoa, Chordata, Actinopteri, Pleuronectiformes, Pleuronectidae.